Messenger RNA from Podospora pseudocomata, 1714 nucleotides. RefSeq lists its product as uncharacterized. Bases 113 to 1603 code for a protein of 496 amino acids. The record is from RefSeq and is a predicted model, not a curated record. The transcript has 4 exons. NCBI's taxonomy places the organism in Eukaryota, Fungi, Ascomycota, Sordariomycetes, Sordariales, Podosporaceae.
GCCCUGUCUCUGAUGUUGGGUGAUAUGGCAUGUCCAAUGGCGCUGCAUCGUGAAAGGUGCACGCCAUGCAGCGUGAUGUGCAGCUUCUGCCGUGUUGCAAACCGUCUUGUGGAUGUGGAGUUCGAUUACAAGGCCGUGCCAAUGCUCUGGAGCUUUCCAGGGCAACAUCGUUUUCCUGUCCUUGUCGAUUUCCGUUUUCCAAGCAAUCUCUGCUACCCAACAGGAUACCAAAGAUUCAGCAAACAGAAGCACAAUGGAGUUUGAAGGGAUAAUUCCCCCAGCGGUCAUCAUCAGCUCGAACACCAUGGCUGUUGAUGACGAGUUACUGCCUCUGGCCCCUGCAUUCUUGGACCUGGCAUACACUUCAUUCGACCCCUAUUCCCAUCAGGCCAGUUUCCCGCAUCAUCAACCGCCAGAUCCCACAUAUGGAGGUGGCGAUCACCAUCAGGAACCGAUCGGCUUAUACCACAGUGCCGGUAUGAUGCUUGCCGUAGAUCCGCAGUCGAUCGGAUAUGCCUAUGUGCCGAAUUGCCACUCUUUGAUGCCGGUGUCGACGCCCCUACAGCUACCGGUCCAGCCCUCAACCCAGACCCAAACCCAGCAGAGUAUCAAGACGGACACGCUCAGAAUCGGGGACGCAGAAGCUGUGUGGCAGUUUUAUGAUGGACGUUUCCAACUCUUUGAACAGCGAGGAUGCAUCAUCCUGGCCAGGAUCCUGAUCAAGAUCAUCGCCCCAAAGAAGAAGCAUCACUACCCUUAUACCAAAGGCGACAGCGCCGCGCCGCCUUGGUGGCCACAAGAUGGUGGGGUGGACGAGAAUGACAGAAUUCGACAUGUUGACCCUUCCUACAUUCCCAAGACACCGCGAAUUCGUCUCCUUGUUCACCUCAUCAGACUCAUCACGGAGCCUCAUCACCGACAGCAUCCCGAGAUCCAAGAGGCUAACUUUGACAUUGGACGCUUGGAAUCGGUAGUCAUGGAGACCAUCUCAACCUGGUUCCAAGAAGAGCCCCGAAAUGGGGCAAAGAGGCCAAUCCUGGAGGAAAUAUUCCAUGUUGCCAAAGCAGAGGCAUCGUUCAAGGCUGGCCAGAUUGACGACCAAUCCACCAUCCACGUCUGGCCGGCCAAAACCCUUCGACCCAAAUACCGCAAACGAAGCGCCGCUUACAACCCCACCGCCAACGACUUUGACCUCGAACUCCCACCCGACAUGAGUGACCUCGCCCCCGAUCCGCAGUUUGCCGGGUCAGUGCUGGCGCCGGGUUCGGUACCCGAGAUCUGUCUCGAGGUUCCACCUGGUCCGACGGGGUCCGGGCAAGGGAUCCCUGCACCUGUUGGCAGUGCGGUGUCAUUGCCUUCCCUUCCGCUGCCGAUGGAUAUGAUUCGGCUUCCUGCUAUGGCGGGAGAGUAUGUGGUCGACAAUGGGCAGGAUGUGCAGACGGAGACGUAUGCUGAUCAAACCAAGCUGAUGCAGUAUGGGUAUGCUGUUGGAGGAGAGGAACAACUUGCGGGGGUGGCGUAUACGUCUGUUGGGUUUCCGCAACUCUGCCAUGCUGGGGAAAAUGUGCAUGCAGCGGCGUUUCCGACUGGGGUUAUUGUUUGAUUGAGAUGCGAGACUGUUUGCUGCAUUGGGCGGUGGUGUGUGGAGGUGUCAGGGAAGUGUGCAGAGGGUGACAACUUGUCAGCUACAAGCGAUGACGGCACGAGUUUCUGA